Molecule: messenger RNA, 681 nt
Organism: Phytophthora infestans T30-4
Lineage: Eukaryota; Oomycota; Peronosporomycetes; Peronosporales; Peronosporaceae
Exons: 4
Coding region: 1-681 (226 amino acids)
Source: RefSeq, a predicted model, not a curated record
AUGGAGCUGGCCGCCACUAAGCAACAUGCUCAUCCAAACACAGUGUUCCACUGCUUUUACGCGCUCUACAAUCUUGGCUACACUCGCCAGCAGCUCGCUCAUGUCUACAACAAGGACGUAAGAACCAUCGGUAACUGGAUGCAGGUCUACGAGGACACAGGAACAUUUCAGCGGGCGAACACAGAAGUGGACAGGAAAAAAAAACCGCUUGCCUACUUGGACGAAGCACAAGCAGCUUUCACUGAAGCUCACCACAUUUCGAUUUCAAAGUCAUCCGUUUGGCGCAUUACCCACGACUUCGGACUUACUUGGAAGGUCCUUGAAAGACGUGCAAUGCAUAUUAAUAAAAGCGAUGUAUUCAGAUUCGUUGAGGAGCUCAGUACUGUUAAUUGGAGUCAUCAAAACCUUGUCUUCCUAGACGAAGAUUUCAGUGUUAGCGUUUAUUGGGAGCUAACGGGUUUACUCGACUACUACGAUACACCAGGAACGUUCGACAGGUUGAGCUUCGUGAGUUGUUGCAAAGAUUUCGUGUACUCAGCACGUGGGCGCGUAAAUCAAUACCCGGGAUCUAGCUCGGUGUGGAUUCUCGAUGGAGCAUCAAUCCAUCGCCAUCCAGAGAUUAUACACUACCUGCGAAUUUUUCUUUGGGUACGUGAAGAAGGCUUUUAUGCGGCACUAUGA